Trichoplax adhaerens is the source of this 1179-nucleotide messenger RNA. RefSeq lists its product as uncharacterized. Gene Ontology annotation, biological process: GTP biosynthetic process; CTP biosynthetic process; UTP biosynthetic process. The coding region runs from base 1 to 1179 and encodes 392 amino acids. The transcript is spliced from 15 exons. Gene Ontology annotation, cellular component: centrosome. The record is from RefSeq and is a predicted model, not a curated record. Gene Ontology annotation, molecular function: ATP binding; nucleoside diphosphate kinase activity. NCBI's taxonomy places the organism in Eukaryota, Metazoa, Placozoa, Uniplacotomia, Trichoplacea, Trichoplacidae.
AUGCAGGCUGAAACUGAAGUCAGAUAUUGCUUUCGUGGCGAUUGGUACGAUCCUAACGCCGCUUUGAUUCGCGAAUAUUAUCUCAUUUUUUUCCCUAAAGAUUCAACCGCUGAGAUGUACGAUAUUAAAAACAAAAGAACAUUUCUUAAGCGGUCUAAAGUUGAUAGCCUAUCGCUAGAAGACUUACAUCUCGGCGCUUUAAUAAACAUAUACUCAAGAGAGUUAAAAAUAGUAGAUUAUGGCGAUUCCUUUACAGCGAGUCAACUUGGUCCAACUAAAGAAAGAACAUAUGCGAUGAUCAAGCCUGAUGCAUUCUCCAAAUUAGGUAUAUUACAAUUAUUAGUAUAUGGUCUAUACAAUAGUAAAAGAGGAGAAAUUGUCGACAUUAUUGUAGCUGAUGGAUUUAAAAUUUGUAACUUAAAAUCAAUUCAGCUAUCCAGGAAAGAAGCAGCAGAGUUUUACUCCGAACACGAAGGAAAACACUUCUUCAAUACUCUUUUAGAUUUUAUGACAAGCGGUCCAGUUUUAGGAAUGGAAUUAAUGCGAUCCAACGCCAUUAAGAGAUGGAGGGAAUUGCUAGGACCAACGAAUAGUUCAAAGGCACGACAAGAAGCACCCAACAGUAUUCGAGCCAGAUACGGCACCGAUGGAACUCAGAAUGCUUGUCAUGGUUCCGAUUCAACAGACUCAGCUGCUAGGGAGAUUGAAUUUAUAUUUCCAACAAAUGGGGGUAGACGUAGGAACACUGCGAAAUUUACUGAGUGCACUUUAGCGAUUGUUAAACCCCGCGCUGUUGCUGAAAAGUUAACUGGUAAGAUCCUUCGAUCAAUAUCGGAUCAAGGCUUUGAAAUUUCUAGCCUGUAUAUGUGCACGUUGGAACGAGCUAAUGCAGAGGAACUUCUUCAAAUAUACAAGGGUGUGGUUGCUGAAUAUACGGAAAUGGUAUCCGAAUUUUCAUCCGGUCCGUGUAUAGCCAUUGAAAUUCGAGGAAAUAACGCGCCACAAAAUUUUCGCGAAUUUUGUGGACCCGCAGAUCCGGAAAUUGCUCGCCAACUUCGACCCAAUUCUCUGCGCGCUCGUUUUGGUAAAGAUAAAAUUCGUAACGCUGUUCAUUGCAGUGAUUUACCGGAUGACGGCCUACUGGAGGUUGAAUAUUUCUUUAAAAUACUGGAUAACUGA